AGCUAUCUUAAUUCUCAGACUUGUGAUAAGUUUUUAUCAAAGAACAUUGACAAUCUUAUCAAGAUAGGCACUGAAAUUUGGAAGGAAAGGAACAGAAAAUAGUGUUUUGCUGUGAAACAUUCGGGAAGGUCGCACAAAAUAAUAAUUAAAAUGGUUUUAAGUACUCUAGAAAGGGUUUUUGGUAAUAGAAAUGCACUCGUGGACGUUUUAGCAGUAUUUUUUGGAAUUGGAUCAUGGAUUGGAAUCAAUGCUUUAUGGGUUCAGCUACCUCUACUAGUAAAUGUCUUGCCUGAAUUCUGGUAUCUUGCAUCAUAUUUAGUGAUAAUAAUUCAAAUUGCGAAUAUUGGACCUUUAGCAUAUACGCUUAUACAAAAAUAUUGUCCUAUACCUGACAACAUCAUAAUUUACUUUUUAUUGACAAUUGGAGUCGUUAGUGGAGGAUUUAUUCCAUUCUUUUACGAUGUUACUGUGUAUUUUUUAAGUAGUGACCGAUCAUUACUAUUCUUCAUAUUUACAUUCUGUUUUGCAUUAGUUGGAUGUACUUCUUCAGUGCUCUUUAUGCCAUACUUUGGACGCUUUCGAGGAAUUUAUCUUAUAACUUAUUUAAUUGGCGAAGGAUUGUCUGGAUUAGUACCUAGCAUAUUAGGCUUAAUUCAAGGAGUUGGAGGAAAUGCACAAUGUGAAGUAAUUGGUGAUGAUAUUGUUCCUUACUUUCCACCGCCUCGAUUUUCAACUCAAACAUUCUUCAUAAUUAUUUUUUCACUUCUUGUGGCUAGUCUUUUAGCAUUUAUUCUCCUUGAUAGACUUAAAUCAGUGCGUGAUGAAUAUGCUAAUGUAAAGAUAUUGAAUGGAAACAAUUAUCAGUAUGAUGAAAGUUCAAUGACCUCAGAUCCAACAUUAAAUGAAACUGUUAAUUUAUCAACAAUCAAUUACAGAGGACUUCUAGUGUAUAUUGGAUUAUUGUGCAUGUUUGUAAAUGCAAUUGUUCCUUCUAUUAUGCCAUUUUCAACUCUUCCUUACGGGAACGUGACUUAUCAUCUUGCAAUCACUUUAUCACUCAUGGCCAAUCCCAUUGCAUGCUUCAUUGCAAUGUUCGUGAAAAAGAAUUCGGUUAAUCACAUUUUUAUAGUCUCGAUUAUAUUUCUACCAUUUCUGUCUUAUGCAAUAACCACAGCUGUUCUGUCGCCUGCUCCACCUUUAACUGAAAACACUUUCGGGGAAUUUCUGGUUAUUACUAGCUGGACUCUAGUUAUUGGACUGGCUUCAUAUAUUCGUCUGAAAAUCACUACAAUGUUCCGAUUAAAAGGUGGAAAAAGUCUAGUAUGGAUAGGCGUAUCGACACAAAUAGGAAGUUUUGUUGGAUCAGUAGUAUCAUUUUUAUUGACCAAUUAUACUGGAAUUUUCGUCUCAUUCCAACCAUGCUGAUUUAAAUAUUCAAAUAAAUGCAUGCACAUGUGUUACAUAAACAACUGGCUAGUCCAUGUUUUAAUGCUUUUUUUCAUAGAAAGCAGGAAGAGGUAUAGUAGUAGAAUAAAUUCUGUUAAGCUCUGUUUUGUAAGAUUUGAGCAAAUGUUAUGCCAUAAAUUUACUUACUGCCAAAAACCAGUUUAC
Messenger RNA from Chironomus riparius, 1611 nucleotides. The record is from the annotation of a GenBank genome assembly. NCBI's taxonomy places the organism in Eukaryota, Metazoa, Arthropoda, Insecta, Diptera, Chironomidae.